UGCCGCGCAGUUUUAACCUCAAGGUUACCAGCAAGAUCUUUCGAGACCAUUUGGCAGCUUUGAGUUAUAUUCCGAACAGUGCGUGAAUUGAUGAAAAAUCUUAUCUAUCGUAUGCAUAGUCCAACAUGGUAGUGAUAAAAGAACGCAUAAAAUUACUUCCAGAACAUUUUUUAGAUAAAGUAAAACGAAAUCGUAAUUUUGCUUUUAAAAUUGUUGAAAAAUUAGUAAAACGACCACUUAUAUUCAAACAAUUUGCUAAAGAAUUCUCUAGCACAGCAAAAAACCAUAUUACUCUAAUGAAAUCUGCUAGUACUGACUAUUCUUUAUACUUGAAUUCAAUUAAAGAUGUUGAAGUGAUUAUCUUUUCAUUGAAUGUAAUGUUGAAACAUGCUGGAGCAUAUCAUCUUUUGAUUGAAAAGGAAAUAUUUACAUCAUUGAAAGAAUUGAAUAGUUUGCUUAGUAGUAUUUCACCUCCGUUUAAUGAUACCAUCCUGAGAGAACUCUCAGGUCAAUACAAAAAUCAAGAAACAGUUCAAUAUGGAUUAGAUGAGCCUAUUUCAGAUAAAUCUGUCAAUAAAAGUCUGUCUAGCGUUAAAGAUGAUGUUGGUAAUAUGCAGUAUGAAGAUACAAGAAUGGAAUCUCCAGUCAAUAAAGCCGAUCAUACACCUACAGAUGAGAAAUCGAAACGUAAAUCUCGAAAACGUUCAAAACCAAGUACUUAGUGAUAAAGGAAUGCUUAAGUUUGUAAAUAAAAUCAUAUUUACAUGCUAUUUACGGCUUGAAUGUUCUUGUCUAACAUACAUACAGCUGUUGUUUUCAUUCAACUUUCUCGUCAUUGAAGUAAACCUAC
Messenger RNA from Heterobilharzia americana, 850 nucleotides. The record is from the annotation of a GenBank genome assembly. Lineage: Eukaryota; Metazoa; Platyhelminthes; Trematoda; Strigeidida; Schistosomatidae.